AUUUCAUCUUGUCACUAUUAGUCUUGGAAUACCCGGGUGUUAUUUACGAGGUAGUAGAUAUAAGCGGAUUACUUAAAGUGACCUUUUUGGGACAGCAGUGUGUGUUUGUUUUUUUGAUUUGAAUAGAUAUACAUAUAAAGAUUUGAUAAUGUCUGAGAAACAAAAGAAUGCUGCAGAAAGUGUCUCCACCUUAGGAGGAUUCAUUGCUGGAAGUAUGGCAGCUUGUUCUGCUGUAACGUUCACGAACCCUAUCGAACUUAUUAAGACUCGUAUGCAACUUCAAGGAGAACUUUCUAAAACCGAUAGUAAGGUACCAAAGCUUUAUAAGAAUCCAGCCCAAGCAUUUGUGGUGAUCUUCAAACGUGAAGGUAUUCGUGGAUUACAACAAGGGUUGGUUUGUGCUUAUAUCAACCAAGUGGCACUCAAUGGGUGUCGUUUGGGACUUUAUGAACCUCUGAGAUAUUAUAUUACCAAGUACUUUGAUAAGAAGAACUUCCGUGAAACAGGUCCAAUUCCUCAAAAUAUGUUAGUCAAUGUAUUUGCUGGGAGUCUUUCAGGAUCUGUUGGUGCAGUAUUGGCUUCGCCUGUAUUCUUAAUCAAAACAAGAAUGCAAUCAUAUUCUUCAGCAGCUGCCCAGCCUGGUCAUUCUACAGUAGGACAACAGACAUAUUAUAAAGGUACUUGGGAUGGACUUAGGACAGUUUAUCGUCAAGAAGGAUUCAAAGGAUUGUUCAGAGGUAUCGAUGCUGCAGUUAUGCGUACGGGAGCAGGAUCUGCUGCACAACUUCCGGUUUAUAAUCUUACCAAGGACUUAUUACUUAAACAUGACAUUGUGGAAGAAAACUCACUUGGCUUACAUUUCAUUGCAUCUUCCAUGGCUGGUUUAGGGGUUGCUAUUGUUAUGAAUCCUGGUGAUGUAGUAUUAACAAGAGUGUAUAACCAAAAGGGUGACUUGUAUAAAGGACCGGUUGAUUGCUUGGUUAAAACCGUUAGAGCAGAAGGUGUGAUGUCUUUAUACAAGGGUUUCUGGGCUCAAUUAAUGAGAAUUGGUCCUCAUUCGAUCUUAACCUUGAUGUUUAUGGAACAUACCAUGAAGUUUGUUCGUGCAGUUGAGAAUAAGAUCAAGUUGACAUGAUAAGACUCAAUUUUAAGGAGUACUAAGUCCUUAAUAAUUCUUGAUAUUUAUUUAUUUAUUCAAUAGACUAAAACCAAAUUAUGACGAUUAACAAUUCUUACAAUCAACUUCUGGAAAACUCUUGGAUAUUGAAAUUUGUAUAGAUCAAUUCUUAUAUGAUGUUCUAGUAUGAAUUGAAAGCCUAGCUUUAAAUAGAUUGAGAUGACUUUUCUCGAUCUAGACAAAUAGAGUCAUUCAUAUGAAUACUUAUCAGAAUUAAUGUGUAUCAACAUGGAAUGACAACUGUGAACAUAGUUUUCGAUAUGUUCACUUUUUACCUUCCAUUCCUUUACGGACGAGUAUAGCACAUACUAACAACUGUCUAUGAAUCUACCGAUCCUAACUACUGGUAUUUGAUAUGUUCUAUCCUACAAUAUCAAAUCAUUUCUU
This is a messenger RNA of [Candida] anglica, 1564 nucleotides long. The record is from the annotation of a GenBank genome assembly. Lineage: Eukaryota; Fungi; Ascomycota; Pichiomycetes; Serinales; Debaryomycetaceae.